GUGUUGACUGUGCUGAAGGCUCCGAGCAAGAUUUUUGAUUUUCUGAUUGCCUAAGCAGAACCUUCACUGUGCUGAAAAGAAAACAGAGUUUUGUCAGUGGAAGCAGCUCAAAGACAAACUAAGAACAGAAGGAGCUGAAUGCACAAAUACUCGGCGUCACUUUCACGCCUUCGGACACCACGAGGGACAGUUUACGGUUUACUGACCCUGUGGGUCACCAGCGACAGCUAAUCGCUUCUCUGAUGUUGUUUCCAUGCAUCAGCAGUGCUUUCUGCGGGUCUGACUGCUGCUGGACUCAAACUGAGCACUUCUCACUUGUGUUUUCACGGCUUCACUUUCAGCCUCGGUAACAGCGAGCAUCAUCUGCAUGUAAAUGAGGCAGUCAGUCUCAGCUCUGUGAGCGCCGAAAGCCCGACAGAAAGGUCAAAGGCGGCGGCUCAUUUUUCACGUCAGGCCGAGGGCAGCGAAGUGGAGACGGAGACGAGCCGACGGCUGAAACCAGCUCAGGGCCGUCAAACCUCCGGCCAGCCUUUGAGCCAGUCAUCGCUCAGUGCCUCCCAGGAUGAGGAAAGCUUGGAAAACGCUGAACGCUGCCUCCGUGCAGGUUGGCUGGCUGUAGGAGGCGAUCUGGCUCUGGUCCUGGCAGCAGAUACCCUGCUGGAGUAACAGAUGGCCCAAUGCAUCAUGGGAGCUACUGUGUCCACAAAUAUCCGAUUCAGUCUUAAAUAGUACAGGAAGGUGCAGGUUGAACACAAUCUGUCGACACAAUCAAGACGAGCCAGUGGUUUACCUGAAUGUGAUUGUCUUCAGCUCCUGGUUCAGAUGCUGGUCUGAAGCCUGUUUGGUAACACGGAGGUCCGAACAGCGAACCCGUGUGGAGUGACUGACAGUCUAAUUAGUGUUGGCAGGAAGUGUCUUCUGUGUGUUCUGGACGGUGCAGCACUGCUAUGUUCCUCACCGUGUACCUCAGUAACAACGACCAGCACUUCAGCGAGGUUCCCAUCACGCCGGAGACGCUCUGCAGAGAUGUGGUGGAGCUCUGCAAGGAGCCCGGAGAGGCAGACUGCUACCUCGCCGAGAUGUGGAGAGGCUCAGAACGCGUGGUCGGAGAAGCAGAGCGGAUGCUGGAGGUGUUGCAGCGAUGGGGGCAGCAGAGGGGGGAGGUGCGUUACCUCCUGCAUCACCAGAGAGCUCCAGGACGAGAGCCAGGUGGGUCCAGAGCUGCAGAUCAGAUGAUGAAGAGGAACCAAGUGAAAACAUCUGUGGACAGAUGUCUGGAGAACGGGGUCCCUGUGGCUCGUCUGGACGUGACGCUGAGCGACCUGCAGGAUCUGGCGACCCGACAGCAGCAGCAGAUCAAAGCCCAGCAGCAGCUGCUGGCUUCCAAGGAGCAGCGGCUGCGGUACCUGAAGCUGCAGGAUCAGCGGCAGCAGCAGCAGCAGGAGGUGUCGGACCAGGAGCGACUGCGGCAGCUCAGAGAAAACGCACAGAACCAGGAGGCCAAGCUGCGGCGGGUCCGGGCCCUCAGGGGCCAGGUGGAGCAGAAACGCCUCAGCAACAGCAAACUGGUGGAGGAGAUCGAGCAGAUGACCGGUCUGUUCCAGCAGAAGCAGAGGGAGCUCCUGGUCGCCGUGUCAAGGGUGGAGGAGCUGAGCGGCCAGCUGGAGGCGCUGAGGAGCAACAGACUGGAGCCUCCUCUUCCUCCGCCUCUUCCUCAUCAUCACAACACCACAUCCUCCACAGCUGAACUGGAGCGCCUCUAUAAAGAGCUGCAGUUUAGGAACAAGCUGAACCAGGAUCAGAGCGGCAGGCUGCAGCAGCAGAGGGACAACCUGAACAAGAGGAACCUGGAGGUGGCGGCGAUGGACCGUCGGCUGGCCGAGCUCCGACUGCGACUCUGGAAGAAGAAAGCUGCCCUGCAGCAGAAGGAGAACCUGCCAGUGGCUUCAGACGGGGUGGCCCCUCAGCAUGGUGUGGUCUCCAGAGUGGCGGCGGUGGGGCCAUACAUCCAGUCAUCCACAACAAGCUCUCAGGGGCCUCCGGUGCCGGUCCGCCAGGAGGUUCUGGUGAAGCCGGCGUACCCGGACGGCACCACCACCCUGCCCAUGCCCGACUCGUUCCUGAGGCCGCCUCCCAGACCAGUCAAACCAGCCUCAGGUUUCACCACAUCAAAGAUAAGCAAACUGUCUGACUGGAGCGGCUCGUCUGAGUCCGGUGGAGGCUACAGCCACGCCUCAACGCUGCCUCGCAUGUCCAGCCUCAGCUGCCACAACUCAGGUGGUAAGACCCUCACGAACCAGAAAGGCCUCUCUGAGAGGGACAGCCCGCCCCCCAUCCCCUCACGGACUAACCACACCACUGAGAACCUGCUCAGGGACAGCCAGGUAUCCUCCCUGGUUUUCACUGCCUCAGGUAAAGGUCUGUCCAAGGUGGGGGCGCCACCUCCAGUUCCCAGCAAGCCCAAACCGUCCUCGUCUGGCCCGUCAACCUUCUCCAAGCCCGCAUACAGCACCGGGACCUUCCCUGGAAAGGUGCGUCCAGCUGGGGGCCACUUCAGGGCUCCGGGAGUGCUCUCCAGCCACACCCUCCCUCUACCCAACAAGCAGGAGAGUCCGCCAGCUGCUGCCAUUCGACCUUAUACCCCCGAUCUUUCUGAUGCUCCGCCCCCUGUGCUGCAGAAACCACAGACUGUGGCGGCCUCAUCCAUCUACUCCAUGUACACCCAGCAGGCCGUGCCAGGGAAGGGCUACCAACCGAGCGGCCAGGGCACACUGCCCCGCAGCCAGCCCAGAGUGUAUGGGAAACCAGUCCUCCCAGCCAGUGGGGGGCAGCAGGCUGUCACCUCAGACGGCCCUGUUGUGAAUCCUGGCACUUGUGUUUGUGACGGGACUGAGGCUGACAACAGUUUCCAGGGUGAAGGCGUCGGAGCAGAGACGGCAGAACGCACCACCCCACGACCGCUCAGCCCCACCAAGCUCCUCCCCUUCCUGUCCAACCCUCACAGGAACCCCAGCGACGCCGACCUGGAGGCCCUGCGGCGCCGACUGCACCACGCCCCCCGGCCCCUGAAGAAACGCAGCUCCAUCACUGAGCCUGAGGGCCCGGCAGGACCCAACAUCCAGAAGCUGCUCUAUCAGAAAACCACUCUGGCUGCCAUGGAAACCAUCCCCAUGGAGACCGUUGUGCCAGCAGGGACUCAUCCUGAGUUUCACGAGGAUGGCGUGGAUGGUGCAGAUGCACCGUUCAAGGUUGACGACCAGCAGAUGCUCGCUGGGAGCCCAGAGGAAAGCUUGACCCCGCCCCCUCUGCCCCCUCGCUCACCCAUCCCUGACCCCACCCCCUGCUGCUCCCUGCCCCCCCCUCUGGAGGACAAGGAGGAGGAGGAGGAGGACAGGUGUCUUUCUGCCUCAGUCCCCCAGGACUACUUUGCAGAGGAGUUCCCCCCCUACCCACCCCCACCUUACCCCACCUGUGGUGAGGGGGAGCAGGGGGAUGAUGCCCUCAACCUGCAGCCUCCAGAGGUCACAGGACAGGUCGCGGUGCCCCCAGGUAAGAAGUCGAUCCUCCGGAAAGCCAGCUCGGACCGGAUCGACCGCAGCGUGCGGGUCAAGUUCAACCCUCUGGCCCUGCUGCUGGACGCGUCUCUGGAGGGCGAGUACGACCUCGUCCAGCGAGUCAUCUACGACGUUGAGGACCCCAGCAUGCCGAACGACGAGGGCAUCACCGCGCUGCAUAACGCCGUCUGCGCCGGCCACGGCGAGAUCGUCAAGUUCCUGGUUCAGUUUGGUGUCAACGCCAACGCUGCAGACAGCGACGGCUGGACUCCCCUCCACUGUGCUGCAUCCUGUAACAACGUUCAGGUCUGUAAGUUCCUGGUGGAGUCCGGGGCUGCCGUGUUUGCCACCACAUACAGCGACCAGCAGACAGCUGCAGACAAAUGUGAGGAGAUGGAAGACGGCUAUGCCCAGUGCUCUCAGUUCCUCUAUGGUGUUCAGGAGAAGAUGGGCGUGAUGAACCGAGGCGUGGUGUACGCCUUGUGGGACUACAAACCUCAGAACGAUGACGAACUCGGUUUCAGUGAGGGCGACUGCAUGACGGUGCUGCGACGGGAGGACGAGGUGGAGACUGAGUGGUGGUGGGCGAGAUGUGGUGAUCGUGAGGGCUACAUCCCCCGAAACCUGCUGGGGCUGUAUCUGAGGAUCAGGCCCCGGCAGAGGAGCCUGGCUUAACCGACCGCUGACGAGUCGAAGUGUGGAGGAGGAGGAGGAGGAGGAGGAGGAGGAGGAGGAGGAGCAGACCAGCAAACCCCUGUUUGUUUUCUGAACUGCGUUGGACCUGUUUGGUUUGUCAAACUCAGCAUGAAGAAUGUCCCCGCGAACUGCUGGAGAGACAGAAGAAGACACAGGAGUCCGUCUGUGGUAACAAACGAACAGUCGAUGAGUCGUGUUAUCUUGUAAUUCUUUUAAAAAUUUUUCUUUUAUUUUAUCAAAGGAAACAGUUAAAAACUAAAGCAAAUGUGACAGGAGGCCACCAUCUUUGACUUCUGUGUUGAGCUGUUUAAGAUUAGAGUCCCUUGAGUUUCUUACAGCGUUCGCCAAAUGCAGGAAAUAUUGGAGUUAAAGCAAAUCUUACAAGCUGUUAAAUCUUAAAAGUUCUAACAGCCUGUAAUUGUUCUGCACCAAAGUGUUGGUUUUGUACAAAGCCCCAAAUAUCCCAAAUUCUUUUUUUUUCUUUUGUUUUUUUAGUACAGGUGUCACCUGUCAACAGGUAACAUUUUUUAUUCAUUUUUUAAUAAAGUGUAGCCAGACAGUCUUUGUGGUUUGUUGCAGAGUUGAUCACAUCCAGCUCGGGGCCUCAGUGAGUCCAGUCUGUUAAGGUUAGUUGGACAUUGAUGUCGCUGAUGAUCCUCGGACUCCCACAGGAUGUUAAUGUGUGUUCAGCAAAAGCUCUUGUUGUGACAGAAUGUAAAAGUUUCUUCUUUUGUUAUUCAGGUUUUAUUCGACAGUUUUUGUUCUGCUGCAGCAGUUUGUCAUUUUUAAAAGGUUAAUAAAAUCAGAAGCAGA
Messenger RNA from Scatophagus argus, 5063 nucleotides. RefSeq names its product apoptosis-stimulating of p53 protein 2-like. Gene Ontology annotation, cellular component: nucleus. Gene Ontology annotation, molecular function: p53 binding. The record is from RefSeq and is a predicted model, not a curated record. NCBI's taxonomy places the organism in Eukaryota, Metazoa, Chordata, Actinopteri, Scatophagidae. The transcript has 18 exons. The coding region runs from base 948 to 4229 and encodes 1093 amino acids. Gene Ontology annotation, biological process: regulation of apoptotic process; signal transduction.